Messenger RNA from Chilo suppressalis (striped riceborer), 1152 nucleotides. NCBI's taxonomy places the organism in Eukaryota, Metazoa, Arthropoda, Insecta, Lepidoptera, Crambidae. The record is from the annotation of a GenBank genome assembly.
UCGAUGAAACCGACUCUGCUGGCAAUUGUAAGAUCCGUGAAAUGGCAAAUUCAAAGAAACAAACGAGAGAGGAAAGAUUGAGAAAAAAGAGGCUUGCAGAAAAAAGAAGAUACGAAAAAAUCAAAAAUAACGAAGAAUUAUGGAAAGAAAAGCAAGAAAAAAAUAGGCUCAGCUACAUACGUAGAAAAGAAGAAAAGAAACAGCUACUUAUAAGUGAAAUGAAUCCCAGACAACAGAGAUUACAACGAAAGAGAUGGAGAAAAAAUUUCAAGUCAUAUUACGAACGAAAAAAGCAAGAAAACAGAACUGCUGCUUUGCUUGCAGAGAAUACCCCCCCCAUUAAGUCCCAGUAUUUUAUCGAAUAAUGAACUGAUACCUCAAGAAGAAAGCAUGCGUGAGUCGCCAACACUAGAAAUUCCGUUCAUAAAUAGGUACACGAUAUCACCCAUACCAGGACCAUCUAGGGUUUUACGCACUAUGUCCCACAAAAGGAAUGAUCUAUCUGAACCAGACAUAACUACACCGACUACGACUUCUCCUUCUUGUCAUCAACUAGUAUCAUCUCCCAUAAGGCGUUUACGCUACAAAAAAGAUAAAGAGAUUUCCAAUCUUAAACAAAUUAUAAUUAAUAUGAAGAGACAGAAUGAACGUUACCGUAAACAAUUGCAUAGAUUCAAAACGAUUAAAAAAGAAAAUUCUACAGUUUCAUCAUUAACACUAACUAAACCAAAAAAGAAUAUUAUUAGUACCAAAACUGAAAUUGAAUUAUUUUUUGAGGACGAUGAAAAUAGUCGUCUUUGUUCUGGCAGAAAAGAAUUUAUAGUGAGAAAGAAGAUCCGUAAACAGAAAAGAUACCUCAAUGAUAGUCUACUUAAUCUACAUAAAAAGUUUCUUAAAACUUCGAACUUCACUACAGUAAUAGCGAUGUAGAUUUUAAUAUAUUUUAGUAGAAAAUUUGACUUAAUCUUAUCAUGAGAUCUCAUGAUCAAAAUUCCUGACUUUUUGUUUUCAAUAAAGUAGUGAGAAAUUAUGUUAUGUUUAAAGACUGAUUUAUAAUGAUAAUUUAACUAGAAGUAUGAUGAUGUAUUAAUUUAACUUUUGUUUUGUUUUACCUGAUUUUAAAGAAUGUAUCAGAACCCUCAGUGAAAUCGC